UUUCGCUACAAUUUGCAGUUAAUAAACUAAACACCCUUCAUCGUGUAUUGCUCAUAAAAAGAAUUUUAUUUUUUCUUCAAUUUUUCUUUGGGAUUGUAAUAAAGUUUGAUUUUAAAUUAAUAAAAUAAAUAAAAAAAUCAAGCGCAUUAAUAUUUCCAAAAACCUUAACAACGUCACAGAAGGAAAAAUAUUGUCGAGACAACCGGGGGCCUUUGCAAGAAAGCAAAAAGUAUGGCCGAAGCAGUUGUCGGAGAACCAACCUCACCCCCUAGUAGGUUCUACUGUCAUAUGUGUAAUCUAGAAAUCAACAUAUUCAACAAUGAUUACACAUGUCCAUUGUGCGCUGGUGGGUUUAUUGAGGAACUUCCUCCAUUGGCUCCUGUGGGCGGUAGUAGUGCAGGAAGUAUAAGUGACUCUUCGGCGAGUGGGCCAUCAGCAUCUGGUCUAAGUACCGGCGAGAACCAGUCAUCUAACGACCCACCUCGUUCAGAUUCGCCCAAUAGUCGAAUGAAUGAUUUAGUUGCAACUUUAUUAAUGACCCGCGGAAUGCCUCCAUUAACAUUGAAUGGACCGCGGGAGCUAGAAAUAUCGAUUGAUGCUAAUGGUGAUGCAAGCGUUGUCGGCAGUGGCAGCAUUGGGAAUAUUAGUAAUGUCAGUCGUAAUAGACGCGGUGCUGCCGGUAGUGGCAAUUUUUCUGGCCGCCAAAGGCAAACCAAUUUUCAUAGACUUGACAAUGUGUUCUUAGACUUCCUCAGUUCCCUAUCUGGCAGCGAGGAUGGUCCGUUUGGUGGAAAUUCACAAAUGUUUUUCAUGGGCAAUCCCGGUGACUAUGCUUGGGGUCGUGAAGGUAUCGAUACUGUUGUUACUCAACUUUUAAAUCACAUGGAUUCAUCUGGUCCGCCGCCCUUACCAAAAGAAAAAAUUGCCGAAAUUCCAACAGUAGAGAUAAGCGAAACCGAAGUCGAACAAAAACUCAAAUGUUCUGUGUGUUGGGAAGAUUUUAAAUUACAAGAGGCCGUUAGGAAGCUACCCUGUUUGCAUGUAUAUCACGAAAAUUGCAUAGUACCAUGGUUGGAUUUACAUGGUACUUGCCCUAUUUGCCGAAAGUCACUGCAAUUAGAGCCAACCUGCUCUAUGCACAACGGUGCUACCGCAUCAACAUCCGGAGGAUUGCCAGAUAUGGCGAUGCCCAUACCUAUGUUGUCGAUGCCUACCGCAACUGUAUCUGUAACCUUGACCUCACAGCCGGGAUCAUCUACCCCGACGGCUAGAAUAACCAACUCACGUCACGCACCUCAGCCACCAAGGCCAACAUCAGCACCACCAGCAUCAUCAGGAUCAGCACAAGCAGCGCAUACAUCGUCAGCAACAACAGAUCCGGCACAGACACAGCCACAGACAGGUCAAACCACUUCCUCGAAUGUUAUGGCUUUCGAAGACGGCAAUGUAGAAUAUGACUUUGAUUAAAUCAAUUUAAUAUAAAAUAAAAUAAAAUAUUCACAGCUUUUAUAAGUUUAUAUCAGUAUAUAUGCAUGUGUAUAUAUCCUAAUAUAUAUAUGUAUAUGUAUAUAUAUUAUAUAUUUAUUAUAUAACGACAAAGAGUAAUUAUUAUUGCUUAAUGAAGUCUCCUUUUGUUUUAUAAUUGUUUUAACUUUCUAUUUUUUUUUUUGUAAUGUUUUUGUUCUACUUUCAAUCCUUCACAAAUAUAUAAAUAUACAUAAUGAUUCUUUCCAUUUAAAUUAAUUACAAAACACUAAAACUAGAAAAUCAAUUAAAAGGUCUGUUUUGCAUGACGACUUUCGAGUUGUAGCUUUUUAAGUUCGAAAAAUAUCAAAAGCAAAUCUCAAAAGUCAUCCUGUAAUACACAGAAAUGCAGACAAAUUAUGUACUAUCUUAAAUAAAAAAAAUACUAUAUACACGUAUUUAUAUUAAAUUUAAAAUUAAAAAAAAACUGCUAGUUUUUAUUCAGAAUUAACCGACAGAAUUAAAAAAAACAAUUUCAUUUUGUUAUAAAUAUAAUAAACAUACGUUUAAGAAGAAAAACAAAGAAAAAAGUUAAAAUAUUCAUAAAAGCACGAAUGUGUAUUACAAACAAAAAUAAAAAUGUUUUCCUUUUGAAUUAAAUUGAAAAAAAAAAUAAUAAUAACACAAAAAUAUAUACAUACAAAAGCGGUAUCCACGACGAUUCCGAUGUAUAAAAAUUGUCUCUUGUAUCAUUAAUUAUUUUAUCAUGGUGUGAAAAUCUAAUAGGAUUUAAAAAAUACAAGUUCGAAUUAACUAUUAUUGUAUACUACGGCGACUUGUCGUUGUAUGGGGAAUGGUAUUUUUUAUUUUGCAUAUGCCGCUCGGAAUUGUGUUUGGGACUUCCUUAAAAUGUCCUUCGUUUAAACAAAAAAAAAAACAAGUUAACAAAAAGAACAAAGUAGUGAAUGAUGCACAUAAAGGCUUUCAGUUCAAAAAACAAACUUUCUGUGAUAUGAAGUUUCCUUUAGGGCUGCUGUAGUCGUAGUCAUAUGACUUGCCUUUCAACUAUUUUUACAGCAGUACUAGUUUGAAAGGGUUUUGGGAUUUAAGUUGUUCGUAAAUUUAAUUUAAAUGACAAUAAAAUCAACUUUUAGUUCUGUCGUUAAAUUUUGUUUGUAAUGCAAGUUAAUAAUAUUGCUUCAAAAGUAUAGUAAAGACGAUUAAAAGGUUUUAUUUAAAAACCGUGUAAUAUUUUCCUCCUUUAUCCUAAGAAAUGAAAUCGCUUCUCAUCCUGUUUAAAAAGUUAAACCCUUUUUAGAUGAGGGCUGUCAGAAAAGUAAAUAGACUUUCGCUUCAAUUGACAAGCGUGCUAAUAAUUUUCGAAGAUUGGAUUCAUUCCAUUGCGAUUUAUGAGGCGUCAUACUACUAUCAUGUAUGAUUUGGCGACAAGUAACGGAUAUUUAUCGGAUCAAAUGUAAAAUUUUGUAAAAAUCUGCGAUUAUUUUGAUAGUAUGUAUUAUUAACGUCGUCGUUAACCUUUGAAAAGACGAAGUGACCCAAGUUAACAAUAUAUUCACGAGCUCAUUAAAAAAAAUAAAAUUUUUGGAUAUUGGAGAGAUUAGAAUGUAUUUUUUUCUUUUAGGGAUAAAAGUUUCAAGUUUGAGUUUUAAAAAAAAUCCCAUUCCUUAUACAAAAGACAUAAUGCUUACUAACAAUAAGUCGAAUAAAACAAAUCAUUGUAUUCACUUAAAGCAAACUUCUACACUCAAAAUUGAUAUGAUUUGGAUUUAGAUUAAGUUUAAUAGCAUUACUUAUAUAUAAAUUAUAUUUAUUAUUUUAAUAAUAAAACAACAAAAACUAAAAAAAGAAAAAAACAAAUAUAAAAAAGAAAUAACGACACGUAUACAUAUAUUGGCUUUAUUCUAAAAUCAUUAUUUUUUAAUUUGUCGCACCAAUAUUGCAACGAAUUUGUGUGUGAGUGUUUUAUUCUUUUGUAAUAAUAGAUAUAAUAUAACAAACAUACCAAUUUCAAGAAAUAAAGACGAAAAUUAUAUAAAGUCUAUGAAAUGUGAUUAGGUCAGGGGAUCGUUUUUAGCUAAGUUCCAUGAAACUAUUAAAGAAUAUUCUCUCUUAAAAAAA
Eupeodes corollae is the source of this 3603-nucleotide messenger RNA. RefSeq names its product E3 ubiquitin-protein ligase Iruka (gene Iru). Lineage: Eukaryota; Metazoa; Arthropoda; Insecta; Diptera; Syrphidae. Gene Ontology annotation, molecular function: ubiquitin protein ligase activity. The record is from RefSeq and is a predicted model, not a curated record. Bases 232 to 1467 code for a protein of 411 amino acids. Gene Ontology annotation, cellular component: nucleoplasm; cytoplasm. Gene Ontology annotation, biological process: ubiquitin-dependent protein catabolic process; positive regulation of DNA-templated transcription; protein ubiquitination. The transcript has a single exon.